Messenger RNA from Lemur catta (Ring-tailed lemur), 1288 nucleotides. RefSeq names its product prostaglandin E synthase 3 like (gene PTGES3L). The transcript is spliced from 8 exons. Lineage: Eukaryota; Metazoa; Chordata; Mammalia; Primates; Lemuridae. Gene Ontology annotation, biological process: chaperone-mediated protein complex assembly; protein folding. The record is from RefSeq and is a predicted model, not a curated record. Gene Ontology annotation, molecular function: Hsp90 protein binding; protein-folding chaperone binding. The coding region runs from base 444 to 857 and encodes 137 amino acids. Gene Ontology annotation, cellular component: nucleus; cytosol.
CCCCCUUGCUGCCAUGACAACGGCGCACAGGCCGAGACACCCUGGGGGAACUGUGGGCGGGGCUUGCAGUUCCGACGUCGUCGGGGUGGGUCUUCCCUGGGGGUUUAAUUCUGGCCAAUAAUUUUUCAUUGAGCGCCUAUUGUGAAUCAGGCACUGAGUACUAAGCGUUGGUGAAACAAGUGAAUGGGGCCAAGGACAAGUCCUUUCCUGUGUCGUAUCCUGUGUCUAGGGUAGCACUUGCCCUGGUCCCAGCGGGAGAGGCAGCUGCUGGGGACGUCCCCAGGAUCUAAAGAUAGCUGCCCUGGCUGGGAUUCCAAACGCCACCCAGCAGUGGGCGCCGCCAUGGCACGUCUUCCCUCUCCCACUCCUAUGAAGCCCCACCUCAACUCCUCUUCAGGCAGCACGCCCAGACCCUGUGGUAUGACAGGCCCAAGUAUGUGUUCAUGAAGUUUUGCGUUGAGGACAGCACUGAUGUCCAUGUGCUCAUUGAGGACCACCGCAUUGUGUUCAGCUGUAAGAAUGCAGACGGAGUAGAGUUGUACAAUGAGAUUGAGUUCUAUGCCAAGGUGAACUCCAAGGACUCCCAGGAUAAGCGCUCUAGCCGCUCCAUUACUUGCUUUGUGAGGAAAUGGAAGGAGAAGGUGGCCUGGCCCCGGCUCACCAAGGAGGAUAUCAAGCCAGUGUGGCUGUCUGUGGACUUUGAUAACUGGAGAGACUGGGAAGGGGAUGAAGAGGUGGAGCUGGCUCAUGUGGAGCAUUAUGCAGAGCUUUUGAAGAAGGUCAGCACCAAGAGACCACCCCCUACCAUGGACGACCUGGAUGAUGAUUCUGACAGUGCUGAUGCAACAAGUAACUAAUUUCUGUGACAGCAGGGCUGGGGAGAAGGCUGUGGCCAUCCUUCCGUUGCUCUGCAAAGCUAGAGCCGGGACCUUUCUCAGCUCUUUGGCUGUGCACCAAGGUCCUCUGGGAUCUCUGAUCCUUCCUAGAAGCUCUUUCUUAAGGAUCCUCCUUCAUGCUUUAUGUUUUCCUCCCAGGCACUUGACUAUGGUGCUGCAUCGGAUGGCACGAUGGGGGAGGAGUAGACUGUUGGGACUUCUGACUUCCUACUGAUUGGUUUAUAAUCUCUGUGUUUGGGCUGCUCAGUUAUUUGAGCAUGUGUGUGUACGUGGCAGGGCAAAAGCUAAAGAAGAAAUAUAUAGAUUAUAAUAAAUCUCUAGUAAGUGUAUAUAUGGGGCAGAGCAAAAGCCAAAGCAGAAACAUGGAGUAUAAUAAAUCUCUGGGAACUGUU